CUUGCUACUCACUCUCAGUUGGAUCGGCGCGUCAAACGGUUAUCGCUCGCCGGCGCGCUUUCUCCUUGCUCUGCGCCCCCUCACUAAAGACCCACCGCAUUUAACAGUUGUUUUGCUGCGAAGAAGAGAAGGAAAGCAAGCGCCAGAAGAAGAUCGAAAGUAAGAAGAAGAAUCAAGUCGAGCAAUGACAAAGAUAGGCGGAAAUUUGGCCGAGAUGCUGCUGUUGCUGUCAGUGAUUUUGAGUGCGUUUGCCACUGGCAACGGCAACUCCAUUCCGACGACCACGACGCCGCAGGGAAUAUUCGAGACCCGGACGGACAAGCUGCCCAACGGGGCUGCCCCCCUGACUCCCACUGGAGCAGGUCUCUACGAUGACAUAGACACCUUCGUCCCCUUCCGAAGCGACUCGCACGACCCUUUCUCGUGGCACCUGCUCAAAACUGUUCUGCAAAACGAGACUGCAGCCAAGAAUGUAAUCAUCUCGCCGUUUUCCGUCAAACUGGUCCUGGCCCUGUUGGCCGAGGCGUCAGGAGCUGGCACGCAGACACAACUGGAGCUGGCCAACACGCAGACCGACAUCCGUUCGCAGAACAACGUGAGGGAGUUCUACCGCAAGACACUAAACUCGUUUAAGAAGGAGAACCAGCUGCACGAGACGCUUAGUGUGCGCACCAAGCUCUUCACCGACAGCUUCAUCGAAACCCAGCAGAAGUUUACGGCCACGCUCAAGCACUUCUACGACAGCGAAGUGGAGGCUCUGGACUUCACCAAUCCGGACGCGGCGGCCGACGCCAUUAAUUCCUGGGCGGCCAAUGUCACGCAGGGCAAACUCCAGCAGCUGGUGGCUCCGGACAAUGUGCGCAGCAGCGUAAUGCUUUUGACCAAUCUGAUCUACUUCAACGGCCUGUGGCGUCGGCAGUUCGGCACCACCUUGCGGGGCCCCUUCUUCCGCAGCAAGGACGACCAGUCGCAGGCAGAGUACAUGGAGCAGACGGACUACUUCUACUACACCAACUCGGAAAAGCUAAAGGCGCAGAUCCUGCGCCUGCCCUACAAGGGCAAGAACUCCAUGUUCGUGCUGCUGCCAUACGCCGUCAACGGCAUUCAAGAGCUGGUCCACAACCUCGAAAACGACGAGCUAAAGGGCGCUCAGUGGGCAAUGGAAGAGGUGAAGGUAAAGGUGACGCUGCCCAAGUUCCACUUUGACUACCAGCAGAACCUCAAGGAGACGCUGCGCAGCCUGGGCGUGCGCGAAAUCUUUGAGGACAGUGCUUCACUGCCGGGUCUAACCCGAGGAGCCGAUGUCGCCGGCAAGGUGAAAGUGUCCAACAUCCUGCAAAAGGCUGGCAUCAAUGUAAACGAGAAGGGAACCGAGGCGUACGCCGCUACCGUUGUCGAGAUCGAAAACAAGUUUGGCGGCAGCACCACCAUCGAGGAGUUCAACGUGAACCGGCCGUUUGUGUUCUUCAUCGAGGAGGAGUCCACCGGAAACAUUCUGUUUGCCGGAAAGGUGCACACCCCCACAAUCCAAAACUAAGCCACCCUUCCGGCAUUAUUUUUAAAUACGCAAUAAAAAUGUAAACAUAACAGAA
Drosophila ficusphila is the source of this 1592-nucleotide messenger RNA. RefSeq names its product serine protease inhibitor 27A. The transcript has a single exon. Lineage: Eukaryota; Metazoa; Arthropoda; Insecta; Diptera; Drosophilidae. The record is from RefSeq and is a predicted model, not a curated record. Gene Ontology annotation, molecular function: serine-type endopeptidase inhibitor activity. Bases 185 to 1537 code for a protein of 450 amino acids.